Molecule: messenger RNA, 2228 nt
Organism: Stomoxys calcitrans (stable fly)
Lineage: Eukaryota; Metazoa; Arthropoda; Insecta; Diptera; Muscidae
Gene: Apt1
Product: acyl-protein thioesterase 1
Exons: 8
Coding region: 1338-2060 (240 amino acids)
Biological process (GO): protein depalmitoylation
Cellular component (GO): cytoplasm
Molecular function (GO): palmitoyl-(protein) hydrolase activity; carboxylic ester hydrolase activity
Source: RefSeq, a predicted model, not a curated record
AAAGUAAUAAUUAAUAACAUUGCAGCAUUUGCAAUUGCACAUGGAGACAAAGCUGAAAUAAUUAUAGACAUCUAUGAAAAAUAUUUCUCUCGAAUUUCAUCGGGCAUUAUAUACUGCCAUUGUUAUAUGUGCUGGAUUCAAUAACGAAGAACGAUAAAAUUGGAACAUUCAUCAAUGAAAUUGAAUCGCGAAUAGUUCAGAUUUCUAUUAAUGUGUCCAAUAACGUAACUUUAUUUAUAUAAUGAAAUAAAAUUGAAAAAUAAUUGUGGGUUCAUUAAGGUUGACGAACAAACGAGGGAAUCAUUAUACAUGGAAUUGCAAUUUAAUUCAAAAGACCCUCUAUGAAUUAGAUCAUGAAAUAAAUUUGCUAGAUAAUAAUUGGCCGAUCACUGCGAUCUCCCAACUAGAGAAUUUCGAAAUAUUGUUUCUUCAAAAUAUAAUUUUUUUUUGUUUUAAAUUCUUAUAUUACAAUGUAUAUAUAUGCAAAUCAAAGAAUAACUCCAGACCUUGGAAACGACGUAGAAGGGAAUAUGGAGGAAAUAAAUACUUCUUACACUGAAAAUGCAUCUCAACCUGAUUCGUAUGAACCAGAUUCGUCUGAAUCACAAUCGUCCGAAUCACAUUCGUCUGAAUCAGAUUCGUCUCAACUAGAUUCAUUUGAAACCUAUAUGUCUGAGCCAGAUAAAAAUGAACCCGAUUCAUUUCAAAAUAUGAAAUCCAAAGCCAUAAACCCUUUCACUACUUAUAAUCGACGCAAUUGCCUCAAUGCUUUGGUCUUAGUAGCUGAAGGAGUUUAUCAAUUCAUUUCAAUGAUUUCGGAAGCACAACCCAUACCCCGUGGAGCAAACAGAACAUAUCUCGCUGACAGAAACUACAAAGGACGCUUUACAACAUCUUUCGAAGACCUUUUGUAAUGCGAACCAAGUUUAAGGAAAAUUUUCAUAUGGAUUCAGAAACAUUUAGUCUAUUAGAGAUUGUUGAAAAGAAACUCGUACCCAAAGUAAAACCCAUGCUAAGGAUGGAAUUUCCCAAAGGAAAAAUUGGCCAUAGUGCUUGAUUCUCAUACUCGGGUUGUGGUUUUCUAAUUUGCCACGACGCCACUACCUUUUAAUCGCGCGUAUUUGGUUGAUUUGACACAUUACUAUAUAAGCGACGUUCAUACCCGUUCCCCUUAUCAGUCUUUCGGUCAGUUGUGAGGAAACACCAAUUAUAGAGUACCUGGAAUCAAUCUAUAGUUUCAUACUAUCCAUUUAAACAGCGCAAACACAAGCAAUACUAAUACCCAGCAACUUAAAAAUUUAGAAGCCUUUACAAUUUAAGCGUCACCAACAAAAAAUAUGUCCAUUGCACCUGUUAUAGUAGAGGCUACGGCCAAGCAUACUGCAACGUUGAUAUUUAUGCAUGGUCUAGGCGACACCGGACAUGGCUGGAGCAGUGCUUUGGCUGCCAUUCGGCCAGCUUGCAUGAAGGUGGUGUGUCCCACAGCUCCCACACAACCGGUUUCGUUAAACGCUGGUUUUCGUAUGCCCUCAUGGUUUGAUCUAAAAACAUUGGAUAUCUCAGGACCCGAAGAUGAGGAGGGCAUUAAAGCAGCCUCUGCCAAUAUACAUACCAUGAUCAAUACAGAGAUCGAAAAAGGAGUACCAGCAGAACGUAUUGUCUUGGGCGGUUUCUCACAAGGUGGAGCUUUAGCCUUGUAUUCCGCGUUGACCUACAGCAAACCAUUGGCAGGUGUUGUGGCAUUAUCCUGUUGGUUGCCUUUGCAUAAACAAUUUCCGGGUUUGAAGAAAAAUUCCGAUGAGAUACCGAUAUUCCAAUGUCAUGGUGAUUUUGAUCCAGUGGUCCCCUACAAAUUUGGUCAAAUGAGUGCUAGCUUUUUGAAAAAUUUUAUGAAAAAUGUUACUUUUAAAACCUAUAACGGUCUAUCACAUUCAUCAUCAGACGAGGAAAUGGAUGAUAUGAAGGAUAUUCUUGCAAAAUGGACCAAUGAUUAUAGUAAUGUAACCCCUCGUAAACGUUCCACGGCCUCAAAUGUGGAACAAUGUUGCCAUAUUUUAUAGUUCUCACAAUGCAUUUCACUACUACCAGACGUGUAAUAAUCGAACUGAUUCACAAUGUACUGAAACUCUGAUACAUGCCUGCCCUCUUCCUCUCCUGCUCGAUCGCUAUCUCUCAUGUUAUCUAGUGAAAUUUCUUGUUAUUUUGUUAUAUCCAUCCUCUCCUUUAUA